This is a messenger RNA of Sporisorium graminicola, 1833 nucleotides long. RefSeq lists its product as uncharacterized. The record is from RefSeq and is a predicted model, not a curated record. The transcript has a single exon. Bases 1 to 1833 code for a protein of 610 amino acids. Lineage: Eukaryota; Fungi; Basidiomycota; Ustilaginomycetes; Ustilaginales; Ustilaginaceae.
AUGCGUCGCUCCCAUCCAACCGCGUUCGUGCUCAAGAAGCGUGACAGCUGUGCUGUCUGCAACAACAUCGCACCAUGCCCCGUCUGCCCCAAAGGUCAGCAGUGCCAGCAGAUCUUCCGCUCCUCCUGCCAAGACUGUCCAGUCAACAAGUGCGUCCCCAUCCCUGGCUACAGCGCAAACAACGGCUCCAACAAGUCUGCGCUCGGAGGUGGCCUGGCCGCUCUUUUCAUCGUCGCUCUGGCAGCCGGCACCGCUUUCUGGUUCUGGAGGAGACUCAAAGCCAAACGUCGCCUCAUCGCUCUACACCACGAUGCCAUGGAACGACGUGAAAAGCUGCGAAACGAAAAGGAAGCCAUCACGCUUCAGCUCGGCGGCGCUAAGUCCGCGUCACGUACUUCCGCCGACCCCACUUCUCCCUUUGCCCUUGUCGACGAUGAUGACCUCCUCGACAAUGAUACCGAAUAUACCCAAGUCACCGGCGUGCUCAACAACAACAGCGACGAUCAGGACAGGCUCGGUUCGCUGGCCGAACCCACCGCCUUCCGACGUAGAUCGUUUGGCGCCGCCACACAUCUCUCGAGGAUCACAGAGGGUGCGGAGGAGGAGGAAGAGGAACCCAUGCCCAACAACAACACGAACGGUGCUUCCGCUGCCGGUCAACGCAAGCGCAACACGGUCGGCUCGAUUCAGUCCACCGCUCGGUCGUUGGCUAGCGGUGCCGGUCCGCGCAUCAGCAUCGCUUCGGGUACUUCUAGCUUUGGCUCGCACAACAUCAUCCCGAUCGCAUUCAAGCCUUCGCCGUCCAACCCACGCGCUUCUGCGGCUACUCCAGCUACAGCUGACGGAGAACGUGGCGUCGAUGGUACGGAUGACACAUCUUCUCUGGCUGGGUAUCAAGCCAUCUCUCCCCUCGCACUUCCCUCAACGGCCCAUCGCGCCACUGGCGCCCCCAGCAUCCAGGUCAACACGGCACGUCAGGGCCCCGUCCGACCGACGCGCGCGCCCGACCUCAACCUCCGUCUGCCCGAGCCUCACAAGCCUGCUGCUUCUUCGCCACUCGCCCAGUCCACUGCGCACAACAUGACCCCCGCUGCUGACGCCAACCAGCCAGCAUACCAAUUCAUGUCGAUCGACCCCGUCGAGGCACUCAAGUCGUCGGGGCCGUACAGUCGAUCCGACCGCCCGCUGUCCGGUGCGACGAUCAACACGAUCGGCUCGACGCACUCGGGCAGCCUGUCGUACGUCCUCUCUGCGCCUCAGGUGAUUACACCCGUGAGCGCCGAGGGCGUGAGGCGGGUGCAGUUGGGCAAUGGCGGCAAGGCGCAGCUUGUCAAGGUGCCGAGCUUGAAGCGCAAAGAUAGCAAGAAGGAGAAAUCGUGCGAGGAUCCGUUUAGCGAUCCGCGCGAUGAAGGCACGCUGCUGCCCCCGCCUGCGAACCGGUUUGGCAGUGCGGCGAAAGCAGAACGUUUGUCGACCAUCUCGACGUCGACGCUGGGCAUCCCGUUUGGCGAGAACCCCUUCGGCCCUUCGCCGUUCUCGUCCAACCCGCCUAACCAGACCUCACCCAGCGAUGCCGAGGAGCGCAGCUCGUGGCUCGGCAGCACCGCCGACUCGGCCUUGUCGCGCACCAACACGACGCCGCGCGAUCCGUUCCAGGACCCCAGCUGCAUCUCGCGUGCCCCGACGAGCCCCGACGAGAGCGGCAACAAGGCGGACGGCGAGCUGCGCACAUCGAUCGGCGGACUGAGCCUGUUGGCGCAGUUCCCGUUCGACGUGAGCCAGACGGCCGGGCUGCCGGAAAACGCUCUGCAGAGGGUCGAGCAGUUCAAGUGA